AACUGUAUUUGAUGAUAUUAUUUCAGAAGGUGAUGAAGAGCUACUUGAAAAAAUGACUAAUGAUUUGAAUAAUAAUCAUACACAAAAAAAAAGAAAAUUAAUAUUAAUUUUUCUCAAGAUACAGAUGGUCUCGUAG
Funneliformis mosseae is the source of this 136-nucleotide messenger RNA. NCBI's taxonomy places the organism in Eukaryota, Fungi, Glomeromycota, Glomeromycetes, Glomerales, Glomeraceae. The record is from the annotation of a GenBank genome assembly.